AUGGCAUUUGUUCUGGAAGACGAGGAUGCUCAAGCUUUUCAAGCAGCACUGUCGUUCGUGGACGAAUGUGUGCUGGUUGAUGAAGAAGAGAUGAAAGAUGCAGUAGCAUUGAAGCCAACUGUCAUGAUGCAGUCCGAAGAAGAUGAAUGGACGUGGAAAUCAGCAAUUGACAUCACCGGAGUCGAGACGUCAUUCGAAGCUUGCGGGACGUCGUCUACGGUUUCAGCUAUUGCAAUGCAGAAAAAGACUCACGAGAUGAGAGCUGCGAGUCAAACGGUGUCAAGACGACGAACGGAGAUGAAGGAGCGGAAGAAAUUGUUACGGAAGGCUGGCAUCUACGGCGACGCCAACUGGAUGAGCAAAGACAGCAGACUGGAGAUCGCUUAUCUUCACGAAAGAAUUGAGAAGCUUCAGCUCGACCUGCAGGUUCUACAGAGUCGAAAGAGCAGCAAGAAAGCUACGAGUGCUCAAGUUGCAGCACAGGAACCUACAGAUGCGAUGGAUUCAGCACGUCAGAUCCCAAAGGUGUGGGGAGAGAUUGCUGGUCGACAGCAACGACGACUAAAAGAGACUGAACGCAAAAAUACACGCUUGAGACUUGCCGUGCAGCAACAGCAAAAGGCGGCAACUUGUAUGCGGAACUUGGUGCGAAAGCGAGCUGGAUAUUUGACGAGUGAUUGCUCUUCGUUCAUAGACUUUGGAUGUGCUAACCAGAUUUUCGUCCAGCUUCUGGCCUCUCGACGUGGUGGUGCAGGAGACUUCCCGCUUCUUUUUCGACAUCUCGAGACCGCACGUCAGGAAGUGGAUGCUGUUUUCACUUCCAACGGUCUAGCGAACAUGGUGCUUACUCCCAGCGAAGUACACCUUCGCGAAGGUGUCGACGGCAAAUACCUCGAAGCGUUCUCGAACAAGGUGCUGCCUUUUGCACUGCGCGCUGCGACUGAAGCUACUUGGGGUCACUUUAAGGGAGGUGAGAAGCAUCUGGGCAAUGGCAAUAUCUACGAGAAGACUGCAAAGAGCGAUGACCCGUACACGAUUAUUGAAGAAUUUACGAAGGAGAUGCACUCCAAGAAUGCUCGAGCAGACAUCAAGGUGCAACAAGUUGUCCGUCGCUAUAUGGAGCCCGACCGUGACAUCAUUAUCUGGGUUUCGAUGGCUGAGCCUGUCGAGAUUAAGCAUAAGAUGCUGCAUGGACUCACUUACCAUCUUCGUGGCUACGCCAUGACGAAGCGGUCAUCUGCAUCGACACCGGAGAACGAGGUCUCUCAGCUGCAGUGCGUGUCGCUGAUUUCACUGGAACCGGAGGCGGAGGUCAGGUACGGACCCGAAACUGUGCGUGCAGUGACCAAUUUCCUCAUUGUCACUGCAGCUCAGAAGAUGCAAGCUCAUCAAGACUGUAUUGAAAAUGCCCUCGUGGACAAACAACUAGGACGACGAGGUGUCACGACGUCAUCCUACGACAUGUACUAG
Molecule: messenger RNA, 1470 nt
Organism: Peronospora farinosa
Lineage: Eukaryota; Oomycota; Peronosporomycetes; Peronosporales; Peronosporaceae
Source: the annotation of a GenBank genome assembly